Molecule: messenger RNA, 281 nt
Organism: Staurois parvus
Lineage: Eukaryota; Metazoa; Chordata; Amphibia; Anura; Ranidae
Source: the annotation of a GenBank genome assembly
AUGGGGCCCCCGUGCAAUAGGGGAUCAUGGGGCCCCUGGGUCCUAGCCCAAACUCAAAAAAACCUAUGAAAAAGGUACCAGGGGCAUCUCAUGGGGCCCCCUACUGACUCGGGCCCUCGGGCAGUGCCCGAAUUUCCAAAUGGUCAGUCUGCCCCUGUCUGCCCCUGUCUGCUACUUAUUCAGUAUGUAUUGCUAUUACUCUUAGCUUUGGACUCGUGUUCUCUAUAAAGGGGAUUUUUCUGAGGAAGUUUGGUUAUUUCCUGGUUGGUGUAUGCAUUUAG